CUUCCCUCCUCCCAACUCAUCUAUCGAACAAUUAAACAACAGCAAGAAGUUACAACGAAGACACUGCACUGAUAUCUACUGAACCAUCAGUUAGGGUAUAGUAUAGAUCGAUGGAGCGUCGAGGUGGAGCAUCCGGAGUCGGCGGCGCGGCGGAGCUGGAGCUGCCGGGGUUCCGUUUCCACCCGACGGAGGAGGAGCUGCUGGAGUUCUACCUCAAGCAAGUGGUCGACGGCAAGAAGCUCAAGUUCGACAUCAUCCCCACCGUUCAUCUCUACCGCCACGACCCAUGGGAGCUACCAGGGCUGGCGAGGAUCGGGGAGAGGGAGUGGUACUUCUUCGUGACGCGCGACCGGAAGCAGGCCGGCGGGUGCGGCGGCGGGCGGCCGAGCCGGACUACGGAGCGCGGGUUCUGGAAGGCCACCGGGUCGGACCGCGCGGUGCGGCGCGCCGCCGACCCGAAGCGGCUCAUCGGGCUCAAGAAGACGCUCGUCUACUACGAGGGCCGCGCGCCCCGCGGCACCAAGACCGACUGGGUCAUGAACGAGUACCGCCUCCCCGACACCAAUGCCGCCGGCGGUGACUCGUCCAGUUACUUGCCCAAGGAGGACGUGGUGCUGUGCAAGAUAUACCGGAAGGCGGUGUCGCUCAAGGAGCUGGAGCAGCGGGUGGCCAUGGAGGAGCUCGCGCGCGCCACAGCCACGCCGUCCGCCUCCCACAACACCGGCUCGCCCGCCGACUCCAUCUCGUCCUCAGACCACGAGGCAGCAGCAGUCCACCAGGGAGAGAUCACGAUGGCCGUGGCAAGCAUGAAGAAAGAGGUAGGCGAGGUCGCGGCGGCGGUGAGGCCGGCGACGCUGAACCUGCCGCAGCUGGAGGUGGCGAGGCAGCCGCAGCAGCUGGCUGAGUGGAUGCAGGACCCGUUCCUGACGCAGCUGAGGAGCCCCUGGAUGGAGAGCUGGUCGCCAUACUACGCCAGCGUCCUCAACUUUUGAUUGCCUAAUUUAGAGCAUAUACAUGUGUAUCGAUCAACACAACUAGCUAGGAUCGAAUUACAGAGAGUAAGAUGUAUAAUUGACGCAUGUACGUAGCUUGUUAGAUCCAUAUAUACGGGAGUAUGAUACGAAAACGUGCAUGCAACAAAUGGGUUGCGAUCAGGGGCAGACCCAGGCCAUGGUUGGCUGGGCUUCAGCCCGGACCAUAAACCCAAAUCACUCUUUAUUUACUGUAAAACAGUAUUUUUUUACGAUUUGACUUAAAUUUGAAUAGAUCAGCCUGGGGCUUAGCUCAGAACUAGUUCCGCCCCUGAUUGUGA
Phragmites australis (common reed) is the source of this 1312-nucleotide messenger RNA. Its product is annotated as NAC domain-containing protein 22-like. Lineage: Eukaryota; Viridiplantae; Streptophyta; Magnoliopsida; Poales; Poaceae. Gene Ontology annotation, biological process: regulation of DNA-templated transcription. Bases 111 to 992 code for a protein of 293 amino acids. The record is from RefSeq and is a predicted model, not a curated record. The transcript has 3 exons. Gene Ontology annotation, molecular function: DNA binding.